AUGGAAUUUGCUACCAUUAGAGGUAAUUAUGAUGUAAACCAAUGCAUUGCUUUUUCUUUACAGAUGUUUACAGAUGGAAUCACAAAUAAACUUAUUGGCUGUUACGUGGAUGAAAAAAUGGAUGAUGUUGUCCUUGUGAGAAUUUAUGGGAAUAAGACAGAACUCUUAGUUGAUCGAGAAGAAGAAGUGAAGAGCUUCCGUGUGCUGCAGGCCCAUGGCUGUGCACCACAGCUUUACUGCACUUUCAGUAAUGGCCUGUGCUAUGAGUUCAUGCAAGGAGAAGCUCUGGAUCCAGAACAUGUUUGCAACCCAGAGAUAUUCCGACUCAUAGCAAGGCAACUUGCUAAAAUACAUGCUAUUCAUGCUCACAAUGGAUGGAUACCCAAGUCCAACUUAUGGAUAAAGAUGGGAAAGUACUUCUCACUUGUACCAACAGAAUUUACAGAUGAGGAGUUGCAUAAAAGGUUUCUAAAAGAUGUCCCAAGUCGUCAAAUUCUACAGGAUGAAAUGGCAUGGAUGAAGGAGAGACUGUCUAAUCUAGGUUCACCAGUGGUACUUUGUCACAAUGAUCUGUUGUGUAAAAACAUUAUCUACAAUGGAAAACAAGGUGAUGUUCAGUUCAUUGACUACGAGUACUCUGGAUAUAAUUACCUCGCUUAUGACAUUGGGAACCACUUCAAUGAAUUUGCAGGAGUGAGUGAGGUUGACUAUAACCUCUAUCCAAGCAGAAAGCUGCAAGAGCAAUGGUUGAGAUCUUACCUGGAAGCUUACAAGGAAUAUAAAGGAUUUGGAACAGAUGUCACUGAGAAAGAGGUUGAGGUGCUUUAUGUCCAAGUAAACCAAUUUGCUCUGGCCUCUCAUUUCUUCUGGGGAUUGUGGGCUCUAAUUCAGGCCAAAUACUCCACUAUUGACUUCGAUUUUCUAGGGUAUGCGAUUGUUCGCUUCCAUCAGUACUUCAAAAUGAAGAAUGAAGUAAUGGCAUUAAAACUUCCUGAGUAAAAUUUGAGAACUUCGGUUAUCCGCCUGUUGAUAAGAUUCCUUACUGUUUUUGUCAUGAGUACAGAUAAUAGGAAAAACUCUACAUUUGUAUUGUUCCUUUGGUGUUUUUUGUUUUUCAUUGCCUUUAAAUAACAAUGUAAACUUAAAAUGAAAGUCUUUUCUGAUAUUGUGGAAGGAUUAGAAGCUAAUGGAUUUCUGAAACAUUAAGAAAGCAAAUUUAAUCCUUUUUCUUGUAUUUUUUAAUGUGUUACAUGAAUUAUUUAUUACGAGUUUAACAUUCCAUUGCUGCUGUUUAUUGGUCCUCCUUAAGGGAGAGAAUGCAGGCUAUCAUCUUGUAAAGUUUUUACAUCUCAAAUUGAUACAGCAUUCAGUUGUUUAAUUAUGAACUAUAUCAAAUCUACACAGUAACAGACCCCAGUGGCACUCAAGUAAGUCACUGGUGCUGACUAGAGAUUAUAUCAGGGUGGAACAAAAUAAUGUUCAUCCUCUUGUUUCUCUAAGCUCUAGCAAAGUGCUGUGUGGAAAAAAUAACCAUUCUUGUAUAUAGUGGAAGCAAAAAUUUUGUGGAGGCCUGCUCACUUCAUUAAGGAAAUGAUACCCACUUUCUAUAGGUUUUUAAAUCUGAAGAGGGAUUUUAUCCUGAAAUGUAAGCUUUAAAUGACCACUCUUCCAGGUGUCAUGUCAUUUCCUCCCUAACAACAGUUUUUGAAAUCUUUGAACACCUUUGUUAUAUAGUUUAAGGAUAAAGGUAUUAGCUGGAUACUGUAAUAAAAACCAACAGUGCAUGCUGUUGAGCAAUCCUGUAAUGAUUGGGAGCAAAACUGUACCACUGAAUUCUUAUUUCUUUAGGCUUUGUGCGUGUUCAUAAUUUUCCUUGUUGGCUUCCUUGUCUUGAGUCCACCUUCUUUGUCCUCCUCUCUUAGUAAAUGGUAGUGGCAUUUGAAGAAUGAGAAUUGGUCAUGAACGUUUUGAUUUUCUUUUUCAAAAGCUAUCCUACCAAGAAUGAUUUAAAUUUCAAAAAUGUGAAAUGAAACACAAUGUUUACUUAACUAGUGUAUGUGUGAGAGCAUGUGUGUUUAAGAAUGGGGAAGUGGCUUUAAACUUUGAAAGUCACUAUACUGAGUUGAAUAGUAGUUUCUGUUGGUUUUAUUUUUUUCCACUUUUGGUCACUUAAGUGCCCAUAUAUAUACCUAAAUAGGAAUGAAGUGAGGAACCUGUUGCCCAGACUCAAUAAAAAUAUUUAUUCAGAUAUAUUUUAUAAGACUCUGUAAAAUAACCAUUGGCUAAAAAAUAAGACUGACUUGAUUUAAUACAAUGAUUAGGAUAGAUGAAAAUUUCAACCCUAAGUCAUUGAUAAGAUCUUCUGUUCACAGAAAUAAAAACAUGAUGAGAUAUAUUUUGAGAUGUAAUAUUUCUAAAAUCACUGUCUUCAAAUGUCCCAAAUUAGAAUAGUUCUAUUCGGCAGUGGAAUUAAUUAAGAGAAAGUUAAGGUACAAUCUGUAUUCUGUUAUCAGCUUUCCCCAAUGUGGUGCUGUGUGGAUGUGAUGAACUUAACUGCGUGGUUAAUGCUGAGGUUCAGUUUAUCUGGAUGGUAACAGGAAUUAUAUUCUACUCAUACUUAAAACUUUCAAAGGGGAGGGUAGCUUUGCUUUUAAGAUACAUUUCAGCUCUUACCACAGUAUACAUAAAUUGGGCAGCUUCUCUUGAUCAGUGUUGAGCCAAUAAUUAAAGGUAAUGUGUAUUUUAUGAGGUAAAGGGUGUUGCUUGAGCUCUAGAAAAUAAGAAAACAGAGAACAGAUCUUUUUUAUGUCUUUGUAUUCAUUUUACAUAGUCUUUAAUGCCAUCUUACUGAUGAGGCACUUGGGAAUUCGACAGAAUUAAAUUACUGAAAGCUUUGAUUUUCAAAAAGCCUAAAAUUGCUUUGCUCAAAAUGCUCUCUGAAUUAAACCGUUACAGAAUGUUACUGUUGGAAAAAUUCAAGUAAAUGUGACUUUUCAAGCUAGGUUUUUCCUACACCAGCGAGGCUUAAGGCUUAGUAAUACUAGGAAAUGGCUACUUUAGUUCAUUAUUAUUAUGGUUAUUAUCAUCUUCAUCAUUAUUUUUGUUACAUAGAAAAUGAUAUCCAAAGUAUAGUUGUUCGGCCCCUCUAUUAAGCUGGAGAGAGAAGAAUGUGCCUCCAUGAUCACUGGAUGAGUCUGCAAAUAUUAUUGAUAAGCUUUUAUUAUGUUUCAGCUGAGCUUAGUUUGAACUAAUUAAAAGUUUUUAAAAUAUAUAUAUAAUGAGCUCUUUAGAAGAUAUGUAUUUUGGCUUGGUCUCCAAGGUGGCUGGAUUUCAAUCAUGUUUCCAUUUUUGCCAAAAUUGUGUUAGAUUGAACAUUUUCCAGCACAGUAUGUUUUUGAAUACAUACAAGACAUAUAAAAAUAAUUGGUGCUUUUAAGUCAUGUUAAGAGAAAAUAGCCAUUUACCUUGAAGAAUAGUGCAUGCAGCUUAAUAUGGUUCUAUUUUAUUAUUUCAGAGCUGUGGUUUUCUGCUCUCAGCUCUUUUAUUCCUAUUUUAAAUUGGUUUUUGUUUUGUUUUUGGAGAUGGCUUUGUCACACUUUCCAACUUGCUUACAUUUUUCAAGUACUUGAAUCUUUUAUUUUCCAGAGCUCUAGAAACAACCUCAGGUAAUUCUGGCUAUGACUUGGUAACAAACUAAUCUGUUGCCUUUACUUUUAAGCUAAAAUUUCUAAUGCCAUCACUAGUGACAUUGUUAUAAAACGUACUGAAAAUAGGGAGUUACUAGAAAUAUCAUUCAACACUGUAAACAUGAGCCUACAGACCAUAGUGGCCUAGUAGCUUUUUGUAAAGUAGAAAUACAUGAAUUUUUCAUCACACUGGCAAUCAGACCAGGUUAAUCAUCAUACCUGAUGGAUUCAGACGUCAAAGCUUCCUUGGUAAUGGUGGUGGAUUUAAAAAAAAACGUAUUGUUUUGAACUCUUGGCCUAGGGUUCUUAAUGUGAAUUUUGUAGAAGGAUUAGCUAAUCAAUUUAUGGUAACCGGGCCUGACUGUGUAUAUAUAAUAGUGUAAAUAACCAUUUGUAAAUUAGUGUGAAUUGUAUGGUACCUCGCAUUUAUGAAUCUAUGUAUUUUCAUUGUAUGUUCCCUUUUGUAGAAAUUGGAUGUAAACAAAAAUCCAGUUCUUGACAUCUGUUGAUCUCUUUUUGUUAAAUAGGCUGCCUUCAAGGGAAAUCCCAGUUGGAGAACAAUAGGGUACAGUAUCUGAGGAUACAUAUUAGCUUACAUAAGGUGUCUUUCUCAUUGUGUUUGUAGUGUCUGCCUUAGUAUUCGUACAUUUACUUUGGAAGAGGUGAUCAAUCUAAAAAAUGAGUCAGCAUAAUAAUUGGUUUUAAGUGACAAUAUCCAUUCUUCCAGUAGAAAGCAAAUUGGCUAAUUAUAAGAAAAACUGUUUUCUCUCAUAAUACAUAAUGAAAGUCCACUCUGAGUACUGCUUAACAUUUGUGGUUUGUCAUGCACAGGUGACUCUUGCUUUGAAAAACCCUUGUACAAAUUCCUUUCCCAACACUAGAGGCUCCUGGAAAUUAAAUAGCAACAUGAUCAAAGCUUGUGGAUAGAACUAGCUAAAGCAAAAGGAAGAUAUGCAUAUAUAAAACUACAGCAGCGAAAGUCAAGUCCUUAAAGCAAAUUAGAUGAGGAAUUUCCAUAAGACAUGUUUAAAUGAAUUAUGGUUUACUCCUGGUUAAUAUUGACAUUUUCAUAGAUUCAUUGACAUUCUCCAAAAAGUCUUGUACACAUGGAGCAAAAGCAUUUGUGGGCAUGCUUGAAGGUUGUUAAAGUUGCAAGCGUUCAGGGAUACCUUUUGCUGCUUCAGUGGUAAAACUGAUAAAAUUGAAAAUUUUCUCAAUUUGCCCUAAUUUUCUUUUUUGGUUUAAAAAAACCCUAUGCCCAAAAGUAAAACUUUGUCCUUGUCAAUCCUGGUAGGUGUUUUUGGAAAGUUGUAUUCUGUUCAGCCUGUUUUUUAAAAUUAAUUUACAUGUGCUUUUAAAAAUUUCCCAUGCACACAGUUACGUUGCAGGGGCUUGAAUAGUUUUUUUUGUGCAGAGCUGGCCUGGAACUCAGUUUCUGUUGAGUUAGACUGUCCAUAUAUAGAAAAUCUAAUCUAUUAUGGACAAAUGAUUGUUGGCUGCUGCAAAGCUAUAGAUCUUGAAUGACUAGAGACUUCCCAAAGGGAUACAGCCCUAUAACACCUGGUGGUGCAUGCCAGUUACUCUUGUGU
Messenger RNA from Python bivittatus (Burmese python), 5275 nucleotides. NCBI's taxonomy places the organism in Eukaryota, Metazoa, Chordata, Lepidosauria, Squamata, Pythonidae. The record is from RefSeq and is a predicted model, not a curated record.